UUUGCAUGAUCACUUUCGUUUUCCGCGUAUCAGGCAAUUGAAAUGCUUGCACGCACAUUGAAAGCUUUCCGCCAUGGAGCCACCUCGAACGUACCAUCGUACCGCGGCAUGGCCACUACCGUACUGGACAAAAUUGCCUACACGGCUCACGUGGAAACAACCGGCGGUCGCGAAGGACACGCCAAGUCGACGGAUGGGGGCAACGUCGACAUCAAGCUUGGCGCUGCGGGUGUGAACCCUGAACAAUUGUUUGCUGCGGGAUACUCUGCUUGUUUCCUUGGCGCGCUCAAGCACGUCGCCGGAAAGGAAAAGGUGGCGCUUCCGGAUGGGUCCAAGAUCAAUGCGAGCAUCGACCUUGGACCGAUCCCAACGGGAUUUGGCAUCGGCGCCAAGCUGGAAAUCCACUUGCCCGGUCUGGACAAGGCGGUCGCUGACCGCUUGGUGAAAGCCGCGGACAUUGUGUGCCCCUACUAUCGAACGCGAUCCAGAACAACAUUGUCAAGGAACUCGUCGUCAAGGUCUAAUCAGCCACCGCCGCCGCACUUUUUUACUCCCCCUAGUACAUCUGUGUAUAGUACUACUAGUGUCAAAUUAUUUUUACCCGUGUAAAUACUGUAAUCAAGUGAACUAUAUUAA
Molecule: messenger RNA, 636 nt
Organism: Aphanomyces astaci
Lineage: Eukaryota; Oomycota; Saprolegniomycetes; Saprolegniales; Verrucalvaceae
Exons: 1
Coding region: 43-609 (188 amino acids)
Biological process (GO): response to oxidative stress
Source: RefSeq, a predicted model, not a curated record